CUAUCAGUUAUUACGCAACUCUUAUCGGUUUCCAAUAAAUAUCGGUUGUUCAUAUAAUCUUACUAUACCUUUCUACACUCUCUUCCACGUAAAAGAGCAAGAUGCUGUUAUAUUCUGUAGCGUUUGCCGGAUUUUUUUCCGUAGUACUUUCUAAUGGACACUCCAAACCGAAGAGUCUAAGUCAAGAUCAAUAUAAUUACAUCGCUCAAGAUGUGGACAGGAGCUUUGAUUUGGUUGAUGUCAACCCUAAGGACGGCAGUCUACAAUACCAGGAGCUUAGCAUGGCAUUCGCUUAUAUAGACACUAAUAACGAUGGCGUGCUAUCAUUUGAGGAAUACCUCAAGGUUACAAGCUCUGAACCAAUUCAGCGAGACAUCUUCAACCACUACGAUACAAACAGAGAUGGAGUCCUUCAGAAAACAGAAUAUGUUGACACUCCAUUCAGGGCAAUGGACCCCAAUGGGGACUACGUAGUGACAAGACAUGAUUAUGUUAACUUCUACACCAAUGUUAUAUAUAAUAUUCUACAGCAGCAGCCGCAGCUCGGACAGAUUGGACGUUAGGGAUCCUUUACACAUGGACUGUGUUUUACUAAAGAACUAACGACUUACAACCAACAUUAUGAAUACUAAUUAAUCACAAACUAUUCAAUUUUUUGUUCUUUCAUCUGUGAAGUAUAAUUAUGGAUAUCAAAAAUGUUGUAAAAAAAUGGUUUUAAUAAAAAUUUGUUCCUUAAAGAUUAUUCCAUUAAACUGAAUAUGUUUACGACUUUGUCGUAAGCUCUUUUGUAGAACGCAGUCCAUACACUUAAAAUAAAAUUAUGAAUUCAA
Molecule: messenger RNA, 830 nt
Organism: Magallana angulata
Lineage: Eukaryota; Metazoa; Mollusca; Bivalvia; Ostreida; Ostreidae
Exons: 6
Coding region: 102-563 (153 amino acids)
Molecular function (GO): calcium ion binding
Source: RefSeq, a predicted model, not a curated record